This is a messenger RNA of Staurois parvus, 991 nucleotides long. Lineage: Eukaryota; Metazoa; Chordata; Amphibia; Anura; Ranidae. The record is from the annotation of a GenBank genome assembly.
GAGCUUAUUGAAUCCCUCACAAAUGCCAACCAAGCCAAUGGCCAGCCCGAAAGCACAGAGUCACCAAACCCACGUCUCCGGAAGAAUGCUGCUGAACCCACCCCAGCUGCCAAUGGUGAAGCAGGUGCAGACACUGGAAAGAGCUACACACCGGACCAGCUGGAAGCUGUAAAAAGGGUAAAGCAAUGUAAGGACUACUAUGAAAUUUUGGGAGUAACCAGAGAAGCCACUGAAGAUGACUUAAAGAAAUCCUACAGAAAGCUUGCUCUAAAAUUUCAUCCAGAUAAAAACCACGCUCCUGGUGCCACAGAAGCAUUUAAAGCUAUUGGGAAUGCAUAUGCAGUGUUAAGCAAUCCAGAGAAGAGGAAGCAGUAUGAUCAGUUUGGAGAUGAAAAGGUGAAUCCAUCUCGACAUGGACACUCCGACUUCCACAGAGGGUUCGAAGCAGACAUCUCCCCUGAAGAUCUCUUUAAUAUGUUCUUCGGAGGAGGAUUUCCAUCUAGUAAUGUCCAUGUGUACAGCAAUGGCCGAAUGCGUUAUACCUAUGCUCAGAGACAAGACCGGCGGGAACAUCAAGGAGAUGGAAGUCUUGGAAUGUUUGUCCAGUUGAUGCCUAUCUAUCUUGAUCCUGAUCAUUGUAUCUGCACUAAGUCAGAUGAUGGUGUCCAAUCCGCCUUACAGCCUCAGCCAUAGACCGUCUGUGGGUCAUAUACAUAAGAGGAUCACCGAGCACCUCAAGGUCCCAUAUUUUGUGUCUGAAAACUUUGAAGAUGAGUACACUGGUGGUAAUCGGAGAAAUGUGGAAAGAAGUGUAGAAGAGGACUUCAUAGCUAAUCUUAGGAAUAACUGCUGGAAGGAGAAGCAGCAAAAGGAAGGAUUACUAUACCGAGCACGUUAUUUUGGAGAUGCAGAGCUCUACCAGAGAGCGCAGAGGAUGGGCACCCCUAGCUGUAACAGACUGACGGAAGUCCAGGCUUCAAUGCAUGGCUAG